UGAAUGAUUAAACAUUGAGGCAAAAAUACAAAGACAUUGCAUACAUCAUAUUAUUUUUUAAAAAAUUGUUAGAAAAACAUUACAACGGUAUACCAAUAAUCAUUUUCGUUCAUGAGUCAGAGUUUUGUUAAACAUACCCGAUCACAUUAAUUAACAAUGGCUACGGCGAUUUCAAAUCAGAAAAGUGGUCAACAACAAUUCAAAAUUGUUUUACUUGGUGAAGGCUGUGUGGGAAAAACAUCAUUAGUGUUAAGAUAUGUUGAGAAUAAAUUCAGUGAAACAAAUCAAUCUACAUUACAGGCAUCAUUUUUAACCAAAAAUAUAUUCGUUCAAAAUAUACCCAUCACAUUGAAUAUUUGGGAUACGGCAGGCCAGGAACGUUUUCAUGCCGUUGGUCCUUUAUAUUAUCGUGAUUCAAAUGGAGCUUUACUUGUUUACGAUGUAACCGAUCCAGAUUCAUUGACUAAGGUUAAAGUUUGGAUCAAAGAAUUACGUAAAGUUCUUGGUAAUGAUGUCUGUAUAGCGAUUAUUGGUAAUAAAAUCGAUUUACUUUCGGGUAUUGAACGUGAUCAAAUGAAUAAUGCAUUGAUAAGUGAAGCACAAAGUUAUGCAACAACAGCCGGUGCUACACAUUAUUGUACAUCAGCUAAAACUAAUUAUGGAAUCGACGAUGUAUUCCUUAAUCUAACUAAACAAAUGAUAUCAUUCAGUCAAACACAACAACUAAAUCCUAGGGCAUUAAAUUCGACAGUCACAAGAGGGAUUUCAAUCGCAGCUGAUAAUGAACUCAAUGAUCCGAAUGAUCUACAAUCGAAACGUAAAUGUUGUUGAAAUUUAAUCAAAGAAUUAUUAGCCCUAUUAUUUUUUCAACACUAAGUCAUCAUCAUUAUUUAUCCAUUAUUGAUUCUUAUAUUUUCAAUUUUUUUCUUU
Dermatophagoides pteronyssinus (European house dust mite) is the source of this 930-nucleotide messenger RNA. It is a transcript of the gene Rab21, whose product is annotated as RAS oncogene family member Rab21. Lineage: Eukaryota; Metazoa; Arthropoda; Arachnida; Sarcoptiformes; Pyroglyphidae. The record is from RefSeq and is a predicted model, not a curated record. Gene Ontology annotation, molecular function: GTPase activity; GTP binding.